Molecule: messenger RNA, 963 nt
Organism: Aspergillus calidoustus
Lineage: Eukaryota; Fungi; Ascomycota; Eurotiomycetes; Eurotiales; Aspergillaceae
Source: the annotation of a GenBank genome assembly
AUGCUCUCCUCCCUCCAAAAACGCGGCGGUCCAUACCCCUCGACCACUGCAGGUCUUGGCGGCCUACCCAGUAACGACAUCGAUACUCCGAUCUGCGCCGUCUUCCUCAUCCUCUACAUCUGCUUCGCUGUGGUCAACAUGACGAUCCUCCAGAAGAACAACCGAAGAAACCACAAGUUCCUUCUAUCCGGCAUGCUGUUUGGUUUCUGUAUGGCUCGGAUAACCACUCUCACCCUGCGCAUCGUAUGGGCAAAUCGACAACACAAUGUCCGCGUCGCCAUAGCAGCGAAUAUCUUCGUGAACGCUGGCAUCCUGUUGAUAUACAUCAUCAACGUGAUCCUCUCCCAACGUAUUCUCCGCGCCAAACAACCACAGAUUGGAUGGCAUCCGAUUCCGCGGAUCGGCACCAAGGUUCUAUACUACCUGAUCCCCGGAGCGCUGGUCAUGGUGAUCACCGCAACUGUGGUCCAAGUCUACACCCAGAACCCCGACGUCCGCUCAUCCUGUCGUGAUGUACAGCUGGCCGCCAUGACAUACCUCCUCAUCUUCACCUGCGUUCCCCUCCUUCACAUCGCCGCCGCGGUGUUCUUACCACGACGUACGGACGAAGAGACAUUUGGCGAGGGUAGUAUGAUGGCCAAGAUCAUCAUCGUGACACUCUCGAGCUGCAUGUGCAUCCUGGUCGCAGGCUUCAAGGCCGGUGCCAACUGGAGCGCCCCGCGGCAGCUUUCUAACCCGGCGUGGUACCAUUCCAAGUCGUGCUUCUACGUCUUCAACUUUAUGCUCGAGAUCCUCAUCCUGUGCCUGUUGACCUUUAGCCGCAUCGACAAGCGUUUCCACAUUCCGAAUGGCUCGACCAAGCAUGGCGACUACAGCCGCACGCAGAGCGAAGCGUCCGAUGUGACAAUGGCCGGCCCCGAGCCUCAGACAGAGCCCAAGGCAGAGCCCAAGGCACAGCCCUAA